Branchiostoma belcheri (Belcher's lancelet) is the source of this 2777-nucleotide messenger RNA. RefSeq names its product sn1-specific diacylglycerol lipase alpha-like. The transcript is spliced from 5 exons. Lineage: Eukaryota; Metazoa; Chordata; Leptocardii; Amphioxiformes; Branchiostomatidae. The record is from RefSeq and is a predicted model, not a curated record. Bases 13 to 1482 code for a protein of 489 amino acids. Gene Ontology annotation, cellular component: dendrite membrane; postsynaptic membrane.
GGCCUGCCUCAAAUGGAACAUUUCCGGUUUGAACUUCUCAAGAUGCUGAAAAGAAGCACUGAUCCAAAGUGGAGGAUCAUAGCCUACAGUCUGCCCUGCUGCUGUCUGCGGGACCCGUACCUCAUGCCGGACAUCGACCAGAGUUCGUUGACCCAGUCGACCCGUGACCUGAGCAGCAGGUCGGCCAGCACCAUCUCCAUCAACCUGCCGCAGCACCUGCAGCUGUACCCACCCGGCAGGAUGAUCCACGUGGUCAGGAACCACCCCAGGGAGAAAUGGUGUGGAAAGAUGAAGCCCCGCUAUCAGGCUCUGUGGGUGAAGAACGAGGACUUCUCAGAGAUCCUGGUGUCACCUGCCAUGAUGGCAGACCACUUCCCCGACCAGGUCAUGCAUGCACUGGAGGAGGUGCUGCGCAAUACAGACUAUGGCUUAGAAGACCAGUUUGAGACGUCCAACAAGAACAAGUUGAAGAUGGACGACUCAGUACAGAUCAGGUACAGCCACGAGACCCUGAGUCACACCAGUGAGGAGGACCUGUUAGACUGCGCCUGUCCCAGGGUGGAGUCCAGCCUCAGCUGGGAGUACAACUCACGGGAUGAACUGGUGGCAGGUACACCUUCUAUUAAGGAGAACAAGUCCAGGACCAGUCUGAUCACCAAGUCUGCCCAGACCCUGGACCCCACCGACCCAGACUGGCAGUCCUCCGCACCGCUCGCCGAGUCCGAGAGCCUCUCCGAGUCCGACUCUGUCUACUCCAUCGAGGAAUCGAGUAAAGCCCUCAGCAUCGGCACCAUACAGACUCUACAGUCCACCCCUGAUAGCACAAUCCUCAAGUCAGACCCUGGGUACUGUUAUUAUGUAAGUACGGGAGUGUCGAACGAACUUCUCAACGCGAGCGGUUUUCCGAGUGAGGAGUCAACGCCGCACAAGAACCAGAUGACGACAACGGCAACGAUAGAAAAAAUUCCUUCGCACACGUCGAGCGCAAAACAGCUGUAUAAUGGAGUAAGUGACGGAAGUCCUGGCGAAAAGUGGAACGGACGGCCGGCGUCCGAAGAACUGUUGAGCGAAAAGGCGUUACGCACGAAACUCCCUCCGCAACCAAAGUCCUUCACAGCAUUACCAAAUGUGUAUAACUCGCCAUCGUUUAGCGAACACUACCGGCUCACGCAUGUGGACGACGUAAACACCACAAACCCGCCGCGCCGCCACAAGGCGUCCAAGUUGAAAACGCGGCACCUCUCGGAGCCGAUUCCCGAGAGGGCAAAGUACGAACCCAACCUCAUUCCAAAGCCGCCGAGACUCUACGCUAACAGAAGGGGCACUUCGCCGGGAAGCGCGAGGGGGAUAGAAAUGAAGGAAUUCCACAGAUCGCAGGAUUCGGGUAGUAUCGAUAAUGGAGAGGAUUCCGACAGUAUCCCGCUAACAAAGGCUGAUGCCCAGUCUGUAGAUUCCGCAGUUCCCAUAGAGACAGAUGUAUGACCUUUGUAUAGAUGCUACUUGUAACAACAUGUCUUGUUCUUGUUAUGUAGAUUACACAACAGCGAGACCCAAUCAACUUCCGGCACAAGUCACUAAGGCUAAUAGUGGUCAUGUAGGCAAAUAUAACUUGAACUCAACAUGUUUGUAGUAACAACAACGGAAAAAUUAACAAGUCCAGCUAAAAUGAAAGGUGAGCAUCGUAACCUUAUUUUGUCCCUCAACAACAACGUAACAACAAGUACAUGCAUCUAUUGGCAAAUGACUUCAGUGUCAUCUAACACUGCAAACAUACAUGUACAUGAAGUAGACAUUAUACACAUGUGCUACAGGCUUAAUUCAUUGGUGAUGUUAACUGCAUUAUUGUACUAAAUUGUAUCACUAUGAGUGAUUUAUUUUGUUAAUGAAGGACAACUAACUGCUUUUGCUUCUGAUAAUAUCUGUGGCUGUUGAUGAAGAACAUUCUACUUAUUUUUUUUCAUGUGAAAACAUCAAGUAGAACUGUAGUGACCAUAGUGUUUUUACUAGAGGUUGUUAAAAGAUGCAAAAGAGUAACACAACAAUACACUAGCUUUGACUUUGUGUAGGAAUGUGGAAAGUAUGGACAUUACUCAAACUCAUACCGAAUUAGAGGUAUGUUGAGUUGAAACUGAUAUACAUUUAAAAAAAUACUAUGUAGUUCAGGCUGAAUAAUAGGCUAGUAAAAUGGUCCUUUUGAAUUGACAUGUAUACACUGUGGAACGAACUCAUUCAUUUUGGCAACCAUAUCGAUGGCAACAAAAGUCUAGGCAAAAGUUUUAGAAACUGACUGUUCACAUCAAGUGCACAUGCAACUGACAAUAGAAUGAUAACUUAACUGUACUUAACACAAGACUAUAACAUUGUAACUGUAUUGUAUAUAGGAAAUUGCCAAACCACUGAAACAUAAUGUACAUGUAUGUGCAUGCAUGCCAAAUGUUCUCCACCAAAAAAAGAAAACAAAAAAGUGUGUUUUUUUUUGCUGAGAAAGACAAUUGUGGUUUUACAUGGACAUUGCUCUUAAAUGUUAGCCAUCUACAAUGUACAUGUAUAGUGUCACUGAAUGCCAAGUCAAUAAUUAGGAAAAGUAUUUUUUGUACCGUGAGUUCCUACAGUGUAGCUUAUACAUAUGUUGUGGUUUAUUUUGAAUCCUCUUUUUUUUUUGUCUCAGGAGCCACAAUUGUGGUUAAUACUUUAAAUUGUACUAACCUGACUAUGAAAGUUUGACUAUCAUACAGGCAUCAUGUGACACAUUGCAAAACAGCAAGUUUUUGAUUGUC